UUGGCGACUCGGGAAGGAGACGCGAGGAAAAGUCGAAUAAGAGGGCGAGACGUCAGACCCGAGAUUUGGGGAAGGGCAGGGGAGGAGGUGAGGGCGGGGACGGACACACAGACACAGGCUCAGACACGGAUCCACGGAUCCACACCCCCCGCACGGCACCUUAAGUGUCCCCAACUUUAGGCCGCCUGAGCCCAGGGCGCCGCCAAGGCCAGGGGUGGGGGUAGUGGGGGAGUUAUGGGAGUAGGCAGAGUGAGAUAAAAAGAGGGGAGAAGAAAGAGUGAACUGAGCAGAAAGGGGAGAAGAGAGAAGGAAUAGAGAGAACGGAAAAGCAGGAGAGGGAAGAGAGUUUCCGAGAGUCCAGGAGAGUGAAAGAGCCCGAAGGAGCGGAAGCGAUCCUAGGGGCAAGAGGAGCGCAGAGAGGGAGGGAAGAGGAAGGGCGAGGAGGGGGAGUGAAAAUAGAGGAGGGCGAAGGAAGCGAGGCGCGACACUGCUCGGGGAGAGGAGGGCACUGAGGAGCGAGGCGCGGGCAGAGGCUGCUCCGGCUGGCAAGAGGAGGGAGCGCGGCGCAGAGAGAGGAGGGGCUUGCGGGCCCGUAGAAAUGUCAAUCAGAGCCCGGAGCCCCGGGAAUCUCCGCCAAUCUGUUCGGACCUGACCUGGCUCCUCGCCGCCGCCACCGCCGCCGCCGCCGCCGCCGCCGCCGCGGAGCAGAUCAAUAGGCGAACGCGGAGCGCAGCUCAGCGCGGGAGGCAGCGCGGCCCCAGCCCGGCCCAGCCCCCGAUGCGCGCCGGAGCCCGCGGGCGGCGCUGAGCAGGGUGGCCCCGGGGGCCGGGCCCCCUCUCCGUCCGUGCCCCGCGGGCCAUCAUGUCCUUCCCCCAGCUCGGAUACCAGUACAUCCGCCCGCUCUACCCACCCGAGCGCCCGGGGGCCGCCAGCGGCGGCGGCAACGCUGGGGCCCGGGGCGGCCCAGGAGCCGGAGCCUCGGAGCUGGCCGCCUCGGGGUCCCUGUCCAACGUGCUCUCCUCUGUGUACGGGGCGCCCUAUGCCGCGGCGGCAGCGGCUGCCGCAGCCGCCCAAGGCUACGGUGCCUUUCUGCCCUACGCCGCCGAGCUGCCCAUCUUCCCGCAGCUGGGCGCGCAGUACGAGCUGAAAGACAGCCCGGGGGUGCAGCAUCCGGCCGCGGCCGCCGCGUUUCCGCACCCGCACCCGGCCUUCUACCCGUAUGGCCAGUACCAGUUCGGGGACCCGUCCCGUCCCAAGAACGCCACCCGGGAAAGCACUAGCACGCUCAAGGCCUGGCUCAACGAGCACCGCAAGAACCCCUACCCCACCAAGGGCGAGAAGAUCAUGUUGGCCAUCAUCACCAAGAUGACCCUCACCCAGGUGUCCACCUGGUUCGCCAACGCGCGCCGGCGCCUCAAGAAAGAGAACAAGAUGACUUGGGCGCCCCGCAGCCGCACCGACGAGGAGGGCAACGCCUACGGGAGCGAGCGCGAGGAGGAAGACGAGGAGGAGGACGAAGAAGACAGCAAACGCGAGCUGGAGCUGGAGGAGGAGGAGCUCGUGGGGGAGGAGGAGGACACGGGGGGCGAGGGCCUGGCGGACGACGACGAGGACGAGGAGAUCGAUUUGGAGAACUUAGACGGCGCGGCCACGGGGCCUGAGCUCGCCUUGGCUGGGGCGGCGCACAGGGACGGCGACCUCGGCCUGAGACCCAUUUCAGACUCCAAGAAUAGCGACUCGGACGACAGCUCGGAGGGCCUGGAGGAGCGUCCACUGCCGGUGUUGAGUCUGGCCCCAGCGCCACCGCCGGUGGCCGCGGUUCCGCCUUCUCCACCCUCUCCGCCUGCGGGCCUGGACCCCUGCGCUCCGGCGCCAGCGCCCGCCUCAGCCCUGCAGAAGCCCAAGAUCUGGUCCCUGGCCGAGACGGCCACAAGCCCGGACAACCCGCGCCCCUCGCCUCCCGGCGCCGGGGGUUCUCCCCCUGGAGCCGCCGUCGCGCCCCCAGCCCUGCAGCUCUCUCCAGCCGCCGCGGCCGCCGCGGCCCACAGACUCGUCUCGGCGCCUCUGAGCAAGUUCCCCGCUUGGACCAACCGGCCGUUCCCAGGCCCGCCGCCGGGGCCCCGCCCGCACCCGCUCUCCCUGCUCGGCUCGGCCCCUCCACACCUGCUGGGACUUCCCGGAGCCGCGGGCCACCCGGCCGCCGCCGCCGCCGCCUUCGCUCGACCGGCAGAGCCCGAGGGCGGAACAGAUCGCUGUAGUGCCUUGGAAGUGGAGAAAAAGUUACUCAAGACAGCUUUCCAGCCCGUGCCCAGGCGGCCCCAGAACCACCUGGAUGCCGCUCUGGUCCUCUCGGCUCUCUCCUCGUCUUAGUACUUAUUUUUUAAAAAUUUUAAAUCGUUGUAAUAAUUGUAAAAAAAAAAAAAAAUUGCUCUGUAUAGUUAUGACUUGUAAGCAUGUCCGUGUAUGAAUACCUUAAAAAAAAACUAAACAAAAAAAGAAAAAGAAAAAGAAAAAAUGAAAUAAAGCAAGUCCCCCCUGAGUCCUCCCCAAGUGGCUUCUGUACCCCACAUUAGCUGAGUUUGUGAGGGGUUUUUUUUUUUUUUUUGGUUUGGUUGAUUUUGGGGGGUGGAGUUUCCGUGAGAAUAAGCGUGUCUGACUUUUUUUGUAUAUACAGCAAAAUGUACAUAUGUGUGAACCAAAUUGUACAAGAAAGUAUCUAUUUUUGGCUAAAUAAAUGAGCUGUUGCCACUUUGA
Molecule: messenger RNA, 2754 nt
Organism: Neogale vison (American mink)
Lineage: Eukaryota; Metazoa; Chordata; Mammalia; Carnivora; Mustelidae
Gene: IRX3
Product: iroquois homeobox 3
Exons: 4
Coding region: 862-2370 (502 amino acids)
Biological process (GO): cell development; neuron differentiation; regulation of transcription by RNA polymerase II
Cellular component (GO): nucleus
Molecular function (GO): RNA polymerase II cis-regulatory region sequence-specific DNA binding; DNA-binding transcription factor activity, RNA polymerase II-specific
Source: RefSeq, a predicted model, not a curated record